AGCGUUAUCGAUUCAGUUGAGUUACCGCGUUUUACCUCGAACUUGCUUGUGUGACCACCGAAAUUGACAAGAAAAUAUGGCUCGUACCAAACAAACAGCACGUAAGUCUACCGGAGGAAAGGCUCCCCGUAAGCAGCUCGCGACCAAGGCCGCCAGAAAGAGCGCUCCAUCCACAGGAGGAGUGAAAAAGCCACAUAGGUACAGGCCGGGAACCGUCGCUCUUCGUGAGAUUCGAAGAUAUCAGAAAUCAACGGAAUUGUUGAUCAGAAAACUACCAUUCCAGCGCCUCGUAAGAGAAAUUGCCCAGGACUUUAAGACAGAUCUUCGCUUCCAGAGUGCAGCUAUCGGAGCCCUUCAAGAAGCAGCGGAAGCGUACUUGGUUGGUCUCUUCGAGGAUACAAAUCUUUGCGCCAUCCACGCCAAGCGAGUCACCAUUAUGCCAAAAGACAUCCAGCUCGCUCGACGAAUCCGAGGAGAACGUGCUUAAAAACACGUCUUUCUGAACUUGGACUUUUUAAUCUGCCAGACUUAGUGUGUGAAUUAUGACUUCAAAAAGCUUGAAAUUGCAAGUGGAGGCUUGGCAUCAGUCAAUGGAACGUAAACGAUAGUUAUAUUGUUAUCGUUUUUUGGCGCUCUUUUCAGAAACUAUGCUUUCUUCUGUGCGACUGAUGUCGGUGAAACCCGAACUCAUGGCUGUCUGAACACUUUUUUACUGCCAAUAUGUAUAAACUAAACUACUCUAGAGUAUUAUUUCGUAAAAAAUCAGGUUUUCGUAGUGAUUUUUGGCGACGAAACUCGCUAAAGUUACUACGCGAUUUUUCUAAGAUGGCGUCUUCGUGGCAGCUGCGUUGUUUGCCAUAGAUUAUAAAAGAUUCUCUAAAAGCUGAAUUUGUAAUUUAUGAACCAAGAUAACUCUUCCACCUUUUUUGUUUUGUUCAUCAUAGCCCAUACAUUUAAUGUUUUACCUAUCAAAAUAGUAAGCUAGCUUCGGUUAAAUAUCGACGACGAAGAAUAAUUCCCUUAGAAUAUCGUUAUAUCUAAUUUAUGUACAGUUCUUUCAGUCCGGACGUAGGCCUUAAACAGAUAAUAGUGUAUCAUAAAUAUCCACAUGUAUACGCAAACGUUUUUUAUGAGACUAAAUUGGGAAAAAUAAAACCCAGUUUUAACGCUA
Molecule: messenger RNA, 1171 nt
Organism: Nematostella vectensis (starlet sea anemone)
Lineage: Eukaryota; Metazoa; Cnidaria; Anthozoa; Actiniaria; Edwardsiidae
Product: histone H3.3
Exons: 1
Coding region: 77-487 (136 amino acids)
Cellular component (GO): nucleosome
Molecular function (GO): protein heterodimerization activity; DNA binding; structural constituent of chromatin
Source: RefSeq, a predicted model, not a curated record